Molecule: messenger RNA, 780 nt
Organism: Solea senegalensis (Senegalese sole)
Lineage: Eukaryota; Metazoa; Chordata; Actinopteri; Pleuronectiformes; Soleidae
Gene: eef1b2
Product: eukaryotic translation elongation factor 1 beta 2
Exons: 7
Coding region: 68-751 (227 amino acids)
Biological process (GO): translational elongation
Cellular component (GO): cytosol; eukaryotic translation elongation factor 1 complex
Molecular function (GO): translation elongation factor activity; guanyl-nucleotide exchange factor activity
Source: RefSeq, a predicted model, not a curated record
UUCCUCCCCCCUUCUUCCGGUCCUCCUCAGACGUGUUUCGGUCCACGUCCUCCGUCUCUUCUUCAUCAUGGGUUUCGGUGACUUGAAAUCAUCUUCAGGUCUCGCGCUGCUGAACGACUUCCUGUCUGCUCGCAGUUACGUUGAAGGGUAUGUCCCCUCUCAGGCCGACGUGGCCGUCUUUGACGCCAUCUCGACUCCGCCCUCAGCCGACCUUUGCCACGCCCUCCGCUGGUAUAACCACAUCAAGUCGUACCAGGACCAGAGAAACAGUCUUCCAGGUGUGAAGAAACCACUGGGACACUACGGUCCUGCAGGCGUAGCCGACACCACCACAGUCUCCGCCCCCACGUCAAAGGACGAUGAUGACGAUGACGACAUUGACCUUUUCGGUUCUGAUGAAGAGGAAGACGCAGAGGCGGAGAAGCUGAAGGAGCAGCGUCUCGCGGAGUACGCCGCCAAGAAGUCAAAGAAGCCCACCCUCAUCGCCAAAUCCUCCAUCUUGUUGGACGUGAAGCCAUGGGACGACGAGACGGACAUGUCCAAACUGGAGGAGUGUGUCCGCAGCGUCCAGAUGGACGGACUCGUCUGGGGACAGGCCAAACUGGUGCCAGUGGGUUACGGCAUCAAGAAGCUUCAGAUUGGCUGUGUGGUGGAAGACGACAAGGUGGGCACUGACAUCCUGGAGGAAAAGAUCACGGCCUUCGAGGACUUUGUUCAGUCCAUGGACGUCGCUGCCUUCAACAAGAUCUGAAACUAACAAAUAAAAGCACUUCAACAAAA